Bradysia coprophila is the source of this 1121-nucleotide messenger RNA. Its product is annotated as putative fatty acyl-CoA reductase CG5065. The record is from RefSeq and is a predicted model, not a curated record. Gene Ontology annotation, molecular function: alcohol-forming very long-chain fatty acyl-CoA reductase (NADP+) activity. NCBI's taxonomy places the organism in Eukaryota, Metazoa, Arthropoda, Insecta, Diptera, Sciaridae.
AUCGGCACUAAAUCUAUGUUGUCACUAGCCAACGACAUACGACAGUUGUCUAGUUUUGUCUAUGUUUCAACGGCCUAUUCGAAUUGCAACCUAUUGAUGCCAGAUGAAAAGGUCUACGACUUGAAAAUAGAUGGCGAUAGUAUAUUGUCACUAUACGAACAUAAUACCAAAGAGGAUGUGGACAAAAUCGUUCGGGCAAAAUAUUUCGAUGGUCGGCCGAACGCAUAUUGCUUUACUAAAGCACUUACAGAAUACUACAUUCAGAAAUACUAUCGUCAUUUGCCAGUUACAAUUGUGAGACCAUCGGCCGUUGCUGCGGCUCUUUAUGAACCUGAACCCGGAUAUUGUGACAGCCCAGGAGCUCUUAGCUUUGGCAUCAUUUAUCAAGGACUCGGUGUAUGUCGGUAUUUACCUUUUAAGGAAGCAGCCCUAUUAGAUAUUGUUCCUGUAGAUAUUGCGAUCAACAGCUUGUUGAUAGUUGCACGUGAAGUGGGAUUACAAGGCACCGUUCCUAUUACCAAGGUCUACAAUUUGUCGUCUGCAUGGCAUUGGCCACUUACACACAAACAGGCCACCGAUUGUAAUCUGAAAGCAUUUAUACGAUCACCACCCGCCACAGCCCUACGACCUUUCUCACAUAGAACGACGGAAAUUUCUCAAUUCGAAGGGAAGCUGAUCAAUUACUUUUCCGAAAUGCUCUUUGCUAUUAUAGCGGAUACGAUAGGGGCCAUUCGUGGCAGGGACAGUCGAGUGGUGAGACUAACUCGAUUUACUCAGUCGAUUAGGGAGCAGCAAACUGUUUUCUAUAAAAAAUCGUGGGUUUUCCCCAGGAAAAAUAUGGAUGAUGCAGUUGCUCGCUUAUCGGAAACAGAUCGAGAAUUAUUUCCAGCGAUUCCGAUUGUCAAAAAUAAUGACGAAUACUUUUACCGCUAUUGGAUGUCAUUGCGUGAAAUGGUGAUUGGAGAAAAGCCAGAUAACAUCGAUGAAGCACACAGGCAACAGAAAAGACUUGCACUUCGAUUGGCAGCUCUACCCUUUGUUACGGCUACAACAUUUGUAAUGAUCGUUGGCCUGUAUUAUUUUUAAGAUGUUUUGUAACUUGCAGUGUGUUUUACGCAAGG